UUAUCUUUUAUCUCUUCUCUUUAGGGCUAUUGCAAAAGAAAAGCAUUCAUAGCUACUCAAGGUCCUCUACCCGAUACCACUGACGACUUCUGGCGUAUGGUCUGGGAGUACAAGUCCUCUACUAUCGUAAUGCUGGCUAAUGAGCGAGAGAGAGGAAAGGCAAUGUGCCAUAAGUACUGGCCUGAUUCUGGUACUCAGAUAUACGGAUUUUUUGAGAUUACACUUCACUCAAUAAGGGAAUACCCAGACUACAUACUCAGGGAACUCAAGAUAGUUGACAGCAGAGAUGCUGAAGGUAGUAGUCAACAUGUUAAGCAGUUCCAAUACGUCAGUUGGCCCAGCAAAGGUGUACCUGAUUCAGCCAUUGGUCUAUUGGAUGUGAGAGAACAAGUAGAAAAAUGGCAGAGGGACUCUGGUGACAAACCAAUAGUAGUACACUGCAGUGGUGGUUGUGGUAGAACUGGUACUUACAUAGCUAUGUGCCUCCUGAUCGAUCAACUCAAAGCCGAAGGACUUGUAGACGUCUUUCAAGUUGUACGCGGUCUCCGACUUCAGAGACCAGGGAUGGUCAGAUCAGUGGUAAGAAAUAUGUAAUACUAACUAUAAAUGAAUGUAAAGGAUGAAGCCAAGCUAGA
Molecule: messenger RNA, 635 nt
Organism: Amphimedon queenslandica
Lineage: Eukaryota; Metazoa; Porifera; Demospongiae; Haplosclerida; Niphatidae
Product: receptor-type tyrosine-protein phosphatase alpha-like
Exons: 4
Coding region: 97-594 (165 amino acids)
Biological process (GO): protein dephosphorylation
Molecular function (GO): protein tyrosine phosphatase activity
Source: RefSeq, a predicted model, not a curated record